GGAUGGCUCAUUUCUCCUGUGAAGACGAGGCCAGGCUGCAGACGAUGCUGAAGCAGUUAUUCCAGAGCCUGAAGGAGAAAAUCACGGGGGCGCCCUCCCUGGAGUGCGCCGAGGAGAUCCUCUUACACCUGGAGGAAACUGAUGAGAAUUUCCACAACUAUGAAUUUGUGAAAUACCUUCGACAGCAUAUAUGCAGCACCUUGGGGUCUAUGAUUGAAGAAGAAAUGGAAAAAUGGACAUCUGAUCAAAAACAAGGUGAAGAGUCUGGCUAUGACACAAUUGUACAGCAUGUUACUAAAAGGACUCAGGAAUCUAAAGAGUACAAAGAAAUGAUGCAUUCCUUAAAAAAUGUCAUGAUGGUUGUGGUAGAAUCUAUGAUUAACAAGUUUGAAGAAGAUGAUACACGAGGUCAGGAGAGACAGAGAAGAAUCCAGAAGGAGGAAAGCAACAGUUACUGCACGGACAAUUGUUCUGAUAGUGAUUCUUCAUUUAAUCAGAGUUACAAAUUUUGUCAAGGAAAAUUACAAUUGAUUUUAGAACAGUUGGAGCCUGGGCAACCUAAAGAGGUGAGAUAUGAAGCCUUGCAAAUAUUAUGUUCAACUCCUCCAUCUGAUGUACUGAACUGUGAAAAUUGGACCACUCUCUGUGAAAAACUGACAAUGUCUCUCUCAGAUCCUGAUCCUGUGUUUAGUGACCGAAUUUUGAAAUUCUAUGCACAGACGUUUACACUUUCACCACUACAUAUAACAAAGGAAAUUUAUACAAGCCUAGCUAAAUAUUUGGAGUUACAUUUUCUUUCUAGAGAAAAUCAUAUUCCUGCUCUUUCAACUGGUAUAGAUAUAAAUAACCCUCAUGUAUAUUGUUUACUUAAAAAGGUUCGUCUUCUAAAUGAGUAUCAGAAGGAGGUUCCAUCUUUCUGGAUUCGUCACCCUGAGAAGUAUAUGGAAGAAAUUGUGGAGAGUACUUUGUCUUUGCUAUCCAUUAAACAUGAGCAAAGCCAUCUUGUCUCUCAGAAGAUUUUGGAUCCAAUCUACUUUAUUGCAUUAGUUGAUACUGAAGCUGUGUGGUUCAAAAAAUGGAUGCAUGCAUAUUAUAGCAGAACUGCAGUACUAAGACUUCUUGAAAAGAAGUAUAAAUCUCUGAUAACUGCAGCUGUUCAGCAGUGUGUUCAGUACUUUGAGUUAUGUGAAACCAUGAAGACUGAUGAGAUUUUGGGACCUUCAAGGCAUUGUGGGAACAAGCAGAAAGGUUUAUACUACACAGGACAAGAACUACAAUAUAUAUAUUUCAUUCACUCGCUGUGCUUUUUAGGAAGAUUACUGAUCUAUACUCAGGGUAGGAAGCUAUUUCCUAUAAAGCUGAAAAAUAGAAAAGAUUCAGUAUCCCUUACAGAUCUGUUGGUUUUGUUUACCCGACUUAUCUAUUACUCACCAAGUUGUCCAAAGGUUACACCAGAAAAUUAUUCUCCUGCAAGUAUGGUGACUGAAGUUCUGCGUAUACUUUGUGAUCAUAAAGAAUGUGCAGUUGAAUGCUUAUAUAACAGCACUGUCAUUGACGCACUUCUCCAGCCUAUUAGUAAUUUAAUGAAAGGAACUAAGUCAUCUCUAAAUUGCUCUGAAACAGCCCUAAUUCGUAUAGCCGAUAUUUUGACAAGAAUUGCAUCUAUGGAAGAAGGACUUAACUUACUUCUUCAUAGUGAAAACAUGAGUUCUUCAGAUGGGAAAAGUCCUACAGGUGUCCAUAUAAUCGCCCAGUUCUCGAAGAAACUUCUUGAUGAAGAUAUUUCUAUUUUUUCUGGUUCAGAAAUGUUACCUAUGGUUAAAGGAGCCUUUAUUUCUGUGUGUCGCCAAAUAUAUGGUACAUGUGAAGGUUUGCAGGUGUUAAUUCCUUAUGCCUUGCAUGAGUCUAUAGCAAAGGCAUGGAAAAAGACAAGUUUACUAUCAGAAAGAAUUCCUACUCCAGUAGAAGGUUCAGAUUCUGUUUCUUCAGUAAGCCAGGAAUCUCAAAACAUUAUGGCUUGGGAAGAGAAUUUGUUAGAUGAUUUACUAAAUUUUGCUGCUACUCCCAAAGGACUACUGCUUCUUCAAAGAACAGGUGCCAUCAAUGAAUGUGUGACAUUUAUGUUCAACCAAUAUGCAAAAAAAUUACAGAUCAAUAAGCAUAAAAAGUUUGGCUAUGGAAUUUUGGUUACACAAGUGGCAUCAACAUCAGCAGGGGCUGUAGCACUACAGAGCUCAGGGUUUAUUAAUGCACUUACAUCUGAAUUAUGGGCUAAUCUGGAAUGUGGAAGAGAUGAUGUUAGAGUAACCCAUCCCAAAUCUACUCCAGUGGAUCCUAUUGACCGAAGUUGUUUAAAGUCGUUUUUGGCGCUGGUGAACUUGUUAUCUUAUUCUGCUGUUUAUGAGUUGGUAUACAAUCAAGAUCUUCCCAACAAAACAGAAUAUUCUCUUCGUGAAGUUCCAACAUGCAUAAUUGAUAUUAUUGAUAGAAUUAUAAUAUUGAAUUCAGAUGCCAAGAUUCAUUCUUUAUUCAACUAUGAACAAUCACACAUCUUUGGUCUAAGGUUGUUAAGUGUGAUCUGCUGUAAUCUUGAUUCACUUCUCCUAUUAGAGGUUCAGUAUCAAGUAUCUGAAAUGCUACUAAAUGCUCAAGAAGAAAAUAUGAUAGAGACCUCUGAAAACCAUAGGGAUUUUAUAAUUGAUGGAUUAUCAAUAGAGAGAAAUCACGUUCUUGUUAGAUUUAAUCUUAUUGGAGGGCCUAUGGAACGAAUUUUGCCUCCCAGGAUACUAGAAAAGGGUGAUGAUCCAUAUCCUUGGCCAAUGUUUUCAUCAUUUCCUUUACCAAAUUGCUAUUUGUCCAAAGGAACAAGAAAUGCUGAACUCAAACAAGACAAUGAUCUUGGGAAUUUUUUAUUGCACUCCAAAAUGCCUGAUAAACAAACUGAAUGGACAGAAAAUUGUCGAAAACAAUUUUGUGAAUUGAUGAAGACCAAGCCUGAUAUAAUCAGUGGAGGUGUUUUAAUAGAAUUACUUGAAAAAUUUGUGCUUCAUCUUUCGGAAAGCCCGUGUGACUGCUACUUCCCCUCAGUAGAAUACACAGCUAUUGAUGCAAAUGUGAAAAAUGAGACUCUUUCAUCUGUGCAGCAACUUGGCAUUAAAAUGACUGUCAGGUACGGCAAGUUCCUCAACAUAUUAAAUGAUGGCGCAGAAAAUGAUCUUUCCCUAGUUUUAAAGCACUGCGAGAGAUUCUUGAAACAGCAACAAGUUCCUGUAAAAUCUUCUCUUCUCUGUCUUCAGGGGAGUUAUCCUGGCCAUGACUGGUUUGUGUCUUCUUUGUUCAUAAUAAUGUUGGGGAACAAAGAGAAAACAUUCAGAUUUCUUCAGCAGUUCUCCAGGCUUCUGACCUCUGCAUUUCUUUGGUUGCCAAGACUACAUAUUUCUAAAUACCUACCUACUGAUAUCAUAAAAUCUGGCAUCCACCCUGUAUACUUUUGCAGCACUCAUUAUAUUGAAAUGCUACUAAAGGCAGAAGUGCCACUUGUGUUUUCAGCUUUUCAUAUGUCUGGUUUUGCACCAUCUCAGAUAUGUCUACAAUGGAUAACUCAGUGUUUCUGGAAUUAUUUAGAUUGGAUGGAAAUAUGCCAUUAUAUUGCUACUUGUGUUUUCCUUGGCCCUGAUUAUCAGGUGUACAUCUGUAUAGCUAUAUUCAGACAUCUACAACAGGACAUUCUACAGCACACCCAGACUCAGGAUCUUCAGGUUUUCUUAAAAGAAGAAGCACUGAAUGGGUUUCGAGUGAGUGAUUACUUUGAAUUCAUGGAAAAUUUGGAGCAAAACUACCGACCUGUACUACUGAAAGACAUGAGGAACAUUAGAGUGCAAAGUGUAUAGAUCGUAAAAUGCACAACUUAAUUUUGUUUUAUUUAUUUAUAAGAGAAACAAAGGAACUCGAUUGUCUAUAAGGAACUUGUGUACAUGAGUUGUGAAUAUUCAUAUAGUAAACCAAUGCUGAGGUUUUGGAUAUAUUCAAGUAAUUACUACUCAAUUUGUAACUUAAAGUAAAUUCACUUUUAUAAUCUCUUGUAAAAUUAUUUUAUGUCUUGUUUCUGUUUCCUUAUUGCUACUUAUAUUUAAAUGUUUAAGAGAUAAUUCCAAACCACUCUCCUUUUCACAAGAUGAUGAAAUAUUGUUUUUGUAGUAAGUCUGGAAAGAAGCAACACUAUUGUAAAUAAUUAUUUGACAAGCCAGAAAAUCAAUAGAUGUGAAUUAAAGACAAUUGAGCUUUUUAAAAAUAUUUUAAAUGCCUGAACAUAUAAAUUAAAAUAGAAAAAAAUCACAAACUUAACAUAUGUGGGAACAAAUGAUAUUUAUCAUGGAAACUGGUAAGAAAACUUACCAGUCUUCAAGCACAAUUGUUUUUCUAGAAACUUCUUUUGAUACUUCAUCAAUUUGUAAUUUUUCAUAUGAAAUGUACUCUCUACCAUACAUGGUUCAUUUAAAAGAUAGAUUGUUUUUUUAAAGAUAAAUUGGCUAUUUCUUACUGAUAAACAUUUAACUCAUUUAUUUUACGUUCUCUUAUGAUAAUUUGAUUUGAACUGAUUUUGAAACCAUCGAAAAAAUAGAGCUCUAAAUUAUUAAAUGACAGUCUGUUUUUAAGUUGAAGUAUGCUCUGAAGACAAUAUAAUCUAUGAGAAUCUAUUUUACUAUAACGUAAUGGGCUCAUUUAAUAUGAGUUAUAUAAGAUAAAUAAUGUUUAUAGUUACUGAUUUUUGCUCACCAAUUUUACCAAUUUUCAGAAAUUAUAAAUUGGGGUCAUUUUUUAGAAAUUAAAUCUAAACAUGAAAUAACCAUUAAUGCCAUUCACAAGCUUUUUUCCCUUUUUUUCAUAAAUGGCUUAAUUUUAAACUCAUUUUCCUUUUAAUUUUCCUUUUGACAAUCAAACACUAUGAUACAGUUUUCAAUUUAGUGACAUUUUGACUAUUAAAAUAUCAUAUUUUCAAAAUUGGGUUUUGUGCUGUAAAUGCCUUUAAUAACUUCUCAGUAAGUGUGUUCCUCAUAGGCAUUGAAAAGUUGAGAAAAGCAAACAAAGCAAAUUAAUUUGACAUAUUGCUCACUUUAGGCUAAUAUGCAUUAAGUGAAAGAGUCCUGAGGCAACCCAAAGCACCAAAGCUUUGUCAAUAUUCAAAUUUAAUAUUGAAGAGAUUUUCCCCAGAACCUCUAAUGCUUUGCUUAUGGUUUUACUAUUUCUAUUAUUCUGAGUUAUUGUUUUGGUCCAAAAACAUGUAGCUUUCUUUUUUAAAAGCUCUUGUACUAUAACUGUACAUGAAAACAGAAGGAACUGUAACUUAAUUUUGUGUAUUUAUUGCUGAUUUCUAUUGGAUACUAUAGAUCUGGAAAAGAAUAUUUGAAAACUUGACUUUCGCAGAUGUGAAAGAAGA
This is a messenger RNA of Sorex fumeus (smoky shrew), 5437 nucleotides long. It is a transcript of the gene TBC1D32, whose product is annotated as TBC1 domain family member 32. Bases 3 to 3890 code for a protein of 1295 amino acids. Gene Ontology annotation, biological process: non-motile cilium assembly. The record is from RefSeq and is a predicted model, not a curated record. NCBI's taxonomy places the organism in Eukaryota, Metazoa, Chordata, Mammalia, Eulipotyphla, Soricidae. The transcript has 33 exons.